Messenger RNA from Mytilus trossulus (common blue mussel), 1716 nucleotides. Its product is annotated as aplysianin-A-like. The coding region runs from base 1 to 1716 and encodes 571 amino acids. The record is from RefSeq and is a predicted model, not a curated record. Gene Ontology annotation, molecular function: oxidoreductase activity. Lineage: Eukaryota; Metazoa; Mollusca; Bivalvia; Mytilida; Mytilidae. The transcript has 7 exons.
AUGUGGAAGUUUAAAAAGGAUGAAAUUCAAGAUUUACGUCGUGUGACAACAGAUGAUGAGGGGAAUGUUUAUGUGACUGAUUGGAUGAAAGCCAUUGUAGUAGUUGUAUCAGAUGAUGGCAAACAACAUAGAGAACUUCUUACUAAAUCAGAUGGAUUGUAUACGCCGAGAGGAAUUUAUUAUGACAAAAAAGAACAUAUUCUGCUUGGAACGAGGUCAUGUGAUGAUGUAGCUAUAAUAGGAGCCGGUAUAGCUGGAACAUACGCUGGAUGGAGACUCAGAAACCUAAAUAAACAAAUAACUGUGUACGAAUACUCUAACAGAGUAGGAGGAAGAUGUUACACGAUGAAAUUUCAAGAUAUUCCUGACAUCAAUAUUGAGCUCGGCGCUAUGCGAUUCUUUGCAACACCACACAAAUUACUGUAUGAUACAAUACGAGAACUAGGACUUCCGGUCCAAAAAUUUGUUUUAGGCAGUGGAGCAUCAGCUGAUACUACUGUACACGUACGUGGAGCACAUCUUCGAUACAAGGAUUUAGGGGAUACCAGUACUCCUUACAAACUACUUCCGAAUGAGCAGAAACCAGUGAGUCAACUUCAAUGGGAAAUGUUUACGAAUUAUACCGACGUACUAACGACAAAUGUCCCUGAAGAUGCUAAACGAUUUCAAAUUAAAGAUGAUGAUGGACUUCAAAUGUACAAGCAAAGUAUAAAUUCGUUGUACCAUAAAUUCCUUAGCUCAGAAGCACAGAAUUAUAUCAGAGACACAGCUUCCUUCAUUAGCUUAGGUUUAAGUGCAUCGGCAAAGGUUAUUACAUCGUCUCCGUCUCAUGCAGAGAAUGAAGUUUUAACAGUGACAUCAGGAUUUAGUUCUAUACCUGAAAAGCUUCUUGAAGAGUUCCUUCGGGCGAGUCGAAGGCACAAUGUUAAGCUGAAUCACCACUUAAAAGCAAUUAAGAAAAUGAGAAAUGGUUAUUACAACUUGUACUUCGAACCUACGAUUACAAGAAAUGGACGGACAAGCAUUGUAAAGAAUAAACCUUUGAUAAAGAAGUGUGCUAAAAAGAUCAUCCUUGCAGUCAAUAGAUUAUCACUUGAAAGGCUGAACUGGAAAGGUUUGCACCAACCUCAUAUCAGAGAAUACAUAACCAAAUCAGUGAAAGAUGUCAGCGCUGGGAAACUUUUUCUAGCUUAUAAUAUCCCUUGGUGGAGAAAUUCUCCGGUUUACUCCAAAUAUGCUAUAUCAGAUACCCCAUUAAAGCAAACUUCCGAUUUCGGUACAUCAAAAGCUAAUCCUACAAAGUCCAUACUACUACCCAUGUACACCGAUAGUGAAAUGUCAUACUGGAACGAACUAAUUGAAAGGGAACAUGGUAAUAUAAAUAAUAGGGAUGUGGUCUUCUCCGUUGGAAAAGAAAUUGUCAAAGUUACAAACAAAUAUUUGUCUGCCAUAUAUCGACUUCCACUUUCAGACAUACCACCACCAAUAAAUGGAAUUUUCGGUUAUUGGCAGAAUUAUCCCUAUGGUGGGGCGUGGCAGCUAUGGAUGCCAGGAUAUAUAUGGCCGGAAGUUGAAAAACAGAUGACAAAACCGUCAAAGAAUGAUGAUGUGUUUGUAGCUGUAAACGCAUUCAGUUCUCGCUCUUCGUUCUCUAACUCAGCGUUGCAAGUAGUGGAGCUCGUUAUGCCAUAUUUUGGUUUAAAAUGUAGAGAGUAA